Molecule: messenger RNA, 4417 nt
Organism: Chroicocephalus ridibundus (black-headed gull)
Lineage: Eukaryota; Metazoa; Chordata; Aves; Charadriiformes; Laridae
Gene: LANCL2
Product: LanC like glutathione S-transferase 2
Exons: 9
Coding region: 5-1381 (458 amino acids)
Biological process (GO): peptide modification; carbohydrate metabolic process
Cellular component (GO): plasma membrane
Source: RefSeq, a predicted model, not a curated record
UGAGAUGGGAGAGAGCAUGUCCAAGAGGCUGAAGCUGCAGCUGGGCGGCGAGGCGGAGAUGGAGGAGCGGGCUUUUCCCAACCCCUACCCCGACUACCAGCCCCAGGCAGCCGGAGCCGCCGCCGCCGCCCCCAGCGUGGCGGACACCCUGCGGGACAAGUCGCCGCUGCCGGCGGAGGAGGAGCCCCUCCCCUUCGGCGCCGAUGGGAAGGUCAGUGCUCGGUUCUCAAAACGGAUCCAGGCAAAAAUCAAGGACCUUCUGCAACAAAUGGAGGAAGGGCUGAAGACGGCAGAUCCACAUGACUGCUCUGCCUAUACUGGCUGGACUGGUAUUGCCCUCUUAUAUCUGCAACUGUACCGUGUCACGAAAAACCAGAGCCAUUUGCAGCGAUCUCUUGACUAUGUGAAGAGAAUCCUUCGGAAUCUGAAUGGCAGAAGAGUUACUUUCCUCUGUGGUGAUGCUGGGCCACUGGCAGUGGGUGCAGUGGUUUAUCACAAGCUGAAAAACGACAGUGAAUCCAAAGAAUGUGUUGCCAAGUUGUUGCAGCUCCAAAGGACAGUCAUAAGCACAGAUGCUGAACUUCCAGAUGAGCUGCUUUAUGGCAGAGCAGGUUACCUAUAUGCCUUGCUGUACCUGAAUACUGAAAUCGGUCCAGACACUGUCCCACAGUCUGUUAUCAAAGAGGUAAUAGAUGCUAUUAUUGAAUCGGGGAAAAACUUUUCGAAGGAGGAGCGGAAAACAGAGCGUUGUCCUCUGUUGUACCAGUGGCACAGGAAGCAAUACGUUGGAGCAGCCCAUGGAGUGGCUGGGAUCUAUUACAUGCUCAUGCAGCCAAUUGCAAACGUGGACCAGGAGACCCUGGCAGAGCUGGUCAAGCCAAGCAUUGACUAUGUGCGACAUAAAAAAUUCCGAUCUGGGAACUACCCGUCGUCACUGAGCAACGAGACUGACAGACUGGUUCAUUGGUGCCAUGGUGCCCCCGGAGUCAUCCACAUGCUCAUGCAAGCUUAUAAGACUUUUAAAGAGGAUAAAUACUUGAAAGAUGCUAUGGAUUGCAGCGAUGUCAUCUGGCAGAGAGGUUUAUUGAGAAAAGGGUACGGGAUCUGCCAUGGUACUGCUGGCAAUGGCUACUCCUUCUUGUCUCUCUAUAACCUAACUCAGGACAAAAAGUACCUCUACCGAGCUUGCAAGUUUGCUGAAUGGUGUUUGGAGUAUGGUGCACAUGGAUGUCGUAUUCCUGACCGACCUUAUUCUCUCUUCGAAGGCAUGGCUGGAGCAAUUCACUUCCUCUCAGAUAUUUCAGUACCGGAGACUUCCCAGUUUCCAGCGUUUGAACUUGGACCUCAAAGGAGGGAAAACAAAGUGGAACAGGACAGCUAAAAGAUCAUUUUGAAAGGAAACUGAUGCCAAAAGAGAUGAGACUGUUUAGUGCCUCUGAUCCUGAACUAACUCGACCCUGAACCGACGGAUGGAUAAACCCCUUUUCUCAACCCCCCGCCUCCAAGGACCAUGAAGUCAUUAGAGCAUGAACAGGAGAAGCCACACUUAAGUUCAGUUAAAGUGAUUGAUACCUUCAGACGUAGGACAAGAGAAGUCAAGUUUUGAACUUUCUCUCUUCUGUUGUAUUUGUCUUCUUCAGGUCUUUGACAUGCUCUGCAUGUGUAUUGGUGUUGUCUGUUGAUUCGAGUCUUUUGUUGUUAGCAAAAAAGCUGGUCUCUGUGUGAAUCUCUGUCCUGUACCUUCGUGCAUGACUCUUAACAGCAGUGUGGCUUUCUGCAGCGUGGUUACCCAGAGAGUUCCACCUUAUGCCAGAGAGUUUGCUGCAGGACACUGCCCAGCUUCACUGGUGAGCUGGCAACUUUAAAAAGAGAUGAAAAACGUUUUUAUGUUCAUAUUUUUCUGCAUUUUUCUCCAUAGUCCCUACAAGUCAAGGUGGUGGAGAUGAGCCUUUAUUGAUGAAGAGGUAUGAGCCCAUCUCAGUUUUCAGAAACUCGGCAGGUUAGAAGGGACUUGACUUGGCCUUUUGCUGCUGUUGUGGGAGGUUUUUUUGAAAGCUUGAAAGAGAGGCUCCCGUUGAUACCUGCACCUGGUUAGCGUGUUAGGCACUUACAGCAGGGUGGAGAUGCUUGUCCCCACCUCUGCAAAGCCCCAUCCCAUGGCAUGACCUUAACAAACUGAAGAUGGAGUCACCCACACUAACCUCCCACUGCCGCCACGAGCAGAGCAGGGACAGCGUAACUGUGCUUCUCCUCUCCUGUACAUGGAUUUGUAAUAAACCUGUUCUGCAGCAUCUAGUAAGGGAGGGCAUCAGGGCAGUUUCUCAUGCUGGUAACUCAGGAUGACUCUUGCUUCUGAACCAAGGCGGUGAUUUCUUCUGGGCCCUUCCCUCCCUCUCCCAGCCGCGCUGCAUUUAGCCCGUAUAGUACGAUUUGAGCGAUAAAUACCAGCUGCUUGUGCAGGCUGCAGAAGAUUAAUAAGCAAUACGAAACCAUUGCUAGAGGCUGUAAUUGAAGUUGAUUUCAUCAUAAAAUCCAAACAGAAAAAGCCCUUUGCCCUUCGUUUUAACUGUACUGCUAGUGCUGUGCUUCCCCUUGUAGUGUGGUGGGGUUGUGAAUUACUAAACCUGCCUCCAGAUGCUCCUGAGCAUCAGGCUCUUGGUUUGGGAGAAGUGGGACAUGCUGUAAGUACACCUACAACAGGCUUAUCUGUUCCAGAUAGCAAGUACGCUUACUGCUGGGGAAAGGUAAGUAAGUGUAGUGCACUCUCACUCGCUCGGGCUCUGUUGUUAUCCUUCCCCCAGGUCUCCCUGUGCUUUGUCAUUCCAGCUGCUUAUUUUAAUUGAUAUCUUCCAUCAGGUGCGAGUGUGACCUUUCAGGCGUGCAUUGGGAUAUACGUGACCCACGGGACAUCUGCUGAGCGCCAGCAUUUUGCAGUCAGGCUUGGAGAUGCAUUGUUGCUCCUGCAUAAAUCUCCGACCGGUAGCGGGUGACGUCCUUGAGCUUUACAGUGUCUGUUGCCAAAUCCAUUGGGACGUUAAUCUCCACACUCAGUUUUGCUGGGCAAGAGCAGCAGUGCCAGUGCAGGGACAGCUUAAUGUCACAGCGUAGCUCCUCUGCUGGUUUGUCAGGUAGGACUAAAACAUGGGAGCAGCGGGAGAGACUUUUCCACCCCUCUGGCAAAGGGCGGAAGAUGAGGCGGGGGGGGGCACCGAACCCAGCCAGGGAUGAGGGAAAAUGCUGAAAGGCAGUGGGGAAUGAGGGAAGCAGCCUGACAAGUGGCUGGGGUGAAGCAAAGGGGAGCAGAGCGGCAGAAAGCGGAGGGAUCAGUGAGGAACAGGGAGAGCAGGUUACAGGAGGCAAUGCAUGGACUCUAGCGGUAGAGACCAUCUCCGAUGAGGUGUUCUUCCCUGGCAAGCAUGCAAAGGUCUAACACUGUGUUUCUGUCUUCAGCCUGUGGAUCACUGAUCCCUAGCCAGGGACAAAACUGGUCCAGGGCGAAGUCUCACAGAAAUCCUAGCAAAGGAGGUAGACAGCAGUCCUGAUCCUGUUUCACAUCACCCCUACCCGGUUUUGCCUUCCCUUGCGCUGUGACUGCAGAGCGUGUUUGGUGGGUUAACUUAAGGGAAGGGGCUUGCCAGGUCUGCAGGAACAGAAACCACAGGCCUUGCCGGCAGAUGCCAAGCAUGUGUUGUACUGACCGCUUAACUAUAAGGGGUCGGCAGGCAGGUAUUUUCAUUCAGUUAUUAUGUACAUAUAUGCCUUUUUGGCUGCUGAGCUUGGAACGGCACCUGUGGGAGGUGAUUUUUUUGUCUGGCUGGAGCCCAAGGGGAAUUAAAACUUGCUGAUUUAAAAAAUACAUAGGUGUACGCACACUUAGAAUGGCUUAAUACUGAGCAGAUCUCCGAGAUGCUUGAGCGCACCCAUCGAAAUAAUGAACAAGUCAGCUACCAGCUCUUUCUGUACCAUAGCCAGCCUUCUGCUGCCGUGGGGGCUGGCACCGUCUUUCUCCGCAGAAUCCUCUUGGAAUUGAGAAAGACUGGAAAUUUAAGGUAUCAAGUCGGGAAGCCUCUGACAGCGCAUCUGCCUCGUCUUCCUGAUGUGACUUUCCCCAUGGCUCCUCCUUUCCAUUAGUCAGUGUUGUGCUAUCUAGGUGGCCCAUUAAGAAAAGAUAUUGUGUGAAGGUGAAAAAAUGGAUUUCACCAAGGCAUUGUUUUCAGAAAUCACAUCAAACUAAAAAUGUGGAAAAUGUCUUAAUAUUCCCUGGUUUGCUUCGUCUGUGUGUAAUAGUCCAUCUGUUGCAAAAAAGCAGUAGUGUUAAAAAUGGAGAUGCUCUUCGGGCAGAAAAAGAGGAAAAAAAAUAAAUGCUGAUGUUUUGUUCUUUGGCUUUAUUAGUAAAGAUCAAGCUAUGUGGUGGUAA